AUGGCCAAAAAAGCAAUUACAAGGAAAAGAAGAAUUAAAUCAUGUACAUAUUGCUAUUCACAUAAACUAAAGUGUGACCGUAUCACACCAUGCUCAACAUGUGUAACAAACAACCGUGGAAUUGAAUGUAAAUAUUGGUCUGAUAAUCACAAUCCGCAGCCUCCCAUACCGGACUCAUAUUCUAGGAAAACUCCCAAGAUGGAAUGUGUGGAAUGGGUAUUGCCUCAGGACGAAGUAUAUGGUGCUAAGUUUUUAUACCCUUUCUUCACUACAUCUAUGAAUGAUAAUGUUGUCAGUCCGAAGGUCAGGUCAAAAGUAAUACUUAAUGCCAAUUUCAUUAGAAACAAGAUCACAGAGUUUAAUAAAUUCUCAAGGGUCGACGUUCAUAUGAAAGAUGUUUUGCUUUAUCUGGUAGAUUCAAAAGGCUCAAUGCAGAACUUGAUCGAUAACUAUUUUUUAAACGUUCAUCCAAUUGUACCAAUUCUGAGUAAAAAAGAUAUCAAAACCCAGGCAUUGAACAUAUAUAAUAGUGUUGAAAAUAAUUUAGACCUUAACCCACUAGAUGUACUUCUUCUUGUUUCUGUAUAUUUUUGUUCAUUGUAUGCUUCACUAGCAUCUGGAAAACCAGAUACUUUGACGGAAACAUAUAGAUGUUACGGUAUUUACAGAUAUCUUAUGGACAUUUCAAAGUUUCCCUUAGUACCCUAUAUUGAAACAGUUCAAUCAUUUACUGUGGUGAAUUUUAUCAUGGAUCCUAACAUGAGAGAAGCAGUUGCAUAUUCAGCUAUGUUGGUACGUUUGGGACAGCAGCUAAACAUUCCUAAGAGAUCCAUGGGAAUACAUGACGAUAGUAAUUAUUUGUUGUAUCUAUGGCAUUAUAUUUUAUUUAUGGAAGGUUCUUCAUCAGUUGCAUCUGGCCUUCGGUUUAGCACAUCGAAGGAUGUAUUCAGUUUGGUGAAGUUACCAACGAACCCGCAUAAACUAGGGAUUGUUUGUGAAGUUCCAUUAGAUUACACGAUCUGCCGUUUCAAGAUGAAUAAUAUAUUUCAGAAAAUAAUGGAGUUAACGACCAAACAUACGAUAUCUCGAACUGAAAAUGCUUCUAUUGAGGAAAAAAUUGGGUUGAUGUAUAGGGAUGUCGGUAAGGUGGAAAGUCGUCUGAAACAUAUGUUUCCUGAUAGGGCAUCUUAUUAUUCGAGUUCCCUGUAUAUAUUUCUCCACCGUCUGCAUUUACGAUUUUUUGCACUUGAGGCUCUCCAAUUAGAAAGUAGUUCAAAACGAAAUAAGAACUUUGAGGUUACUAAAAAUCUAUCUUCAAAGGAUAUAUUCUGGAUUUUGGAUAGGAAGAUGACAUUAAGAGAUGAAGUUAUUCCACUGACAUUACUAUUACUUCUUAAUACGUUGGAGAGAAUCGUACAGCCAAAUUGUGAGGAUUUAAAUUGGUAUACUAAGGGAUCUACGGUAAUGCAAUACCUUUUUGUAAUUCUACGGGAUAUGUAUCAAAAUCCACUUAAGGAAUAUCCACUAUCAUCUUUUAUGGAGCCGCUGUAUGCAUCUAUUAGUUUUGAUAUUAAAGAAGUGAUUAUGUGUCAUCAAUUAAUGUAUAAAUUCAAAUUGAUUGAAGAAUUAUUAAAAUUACUGGAAUUGAGAUUAGCGCCCCUCUGGAGUGACAAUGAGCUAUAUAAGUUUAUACUUGUUAAAAUGGUGAAGGAGAAAGUCUGGGGUCAUGCAGAGGACAUAAUAAAAAAGAAUAGCGAACAAUUCGACCGAUUAAGUCAAUGUCGCUUGUUUCUCCUUGGUAAGAUACAACAAGAGAACCAGAGUAUCAGUAUUGAGGAUUUUGUUACAAAUUUGGAACCAACUUUAUUUGGUUUAGAUGCUGAAAAGAUAUUGAUUGAUUGGUUAAUCGAUAUUUAG
Maudiozyma barnettii is the source of this 1917-nucleotide messenger RNA. RefSeq lists its product as uncharacterized. Gene Ontology annotation, biological process: regulation of DNA-templated transcription. Bases 1 to 1917 code for a protein of 638 amino acids. Gene Ontology annotation, molecular function: DNA-binding transcription factor activity, RNA polymerase II-specific; zinc ion binding. Gene Ontology annotation, cellular component: nucleus. The transcript has a single exon. Lineage: Eukaryota; Fungi; Ascomycota; Saccharomycetes; Saccharomycetales; Saccharomycetaceae. The record is from RefSeq and is a predicted model, not a curated record.